Messenger RNA from Apodemus sylvaticus (European woodmouse), 1203 nucleotides. RefSeq names its product sex hormone binding globulin (gene Shbg). Lineage: Eukaryota; Metazoa; Chordata; Mammalia; Rodentia; Muridae. The record is from RefSeq and is a predicted model, not a curated record. Bases 1 to 1194 code for a protein of 397 amino acids. The transcript is spliced from 8 exons. Gene Ontology annotation, molecular function: steroid binding.
AUGGAGAAGAGGGACUCUGUGGCCUCGCGUUGGCGACUGUUUCUGCUGUUGCUACUACUGAUGCUGCCUCCUACGCACCAGGGACGGGCCCUGAGACACACUGACCCUAUCCAGAGUACUCAGGACCUUCCUGCUAAGUACCUCAGCAGUGGCUCAGGACAAGAGCCCGUCACAGUUAUGACCAUUGACCUCACCAAAAUCAGCAAACCCUAUUCCUCCUUUGAGUUUCGGACCUGGGAUCCAGAGGGAGUGAUUUUUUAUGGGGACACCAACACUGAAGACGAUUGGUUCAUGCUGGGAGUGCGAGAUGGCCAGCUUGAAAUCCAGCUGCACAAUCUCUGGGCUCGGCUUACGGUGGGCUUCGGCCCUCGGCUGAAUGAUGGGAGAUGGCACCCGGUGGAGCUGAAGAUGGACGGGGACUCACUGCUGCUGUGGGUGGAUGGAAAGGAGAUGCUAUGCCUAAGACAAAUCUCUGCAUCCCUGGCGGACCAUUCCCAGCCCAGCAUGAGGAUUGCGCUAGGGGGGCUCCUCCUCCCCACUUCCAAACUUCGGUUUCCGCUCACUCCUGCCCUGGAUGGCUGUAUACGGCGAGAUAUCUGGUUGGGCCACGAGGCCCAGCUCUCAGCCUCUGCCCGAACUAGCCUUGGAAACUGUGAUGUGGACCUGCAACCUGGACUGUUCUUCCCUCCAGGGACCCAUGCAGAAUUCAGUCUCCAAGACAUUCCCCAGCCUCACACAGACCCCAGGACCUUUUCUCUGGAGCUAGGAUUUAAGCUGGUGGAUGGCUCAGGACGACUCCUUGCUCUUGGGACAGGAACAAAUUCUUCUUGGCUUACCCUUCACCUCCAAGACCAAAAUGUGGUUCUGUCUUCUGAAGCAGAACCUAAAGUAGUUUUACCCUUGGAUGUGGGACUCCCUCUUCAGCUGAAGCUGGAUAUAUUCAAAGUGACCCUGAGCCAAGGACCAAAGAUAGAAGUUCUUUCUAAGUCUCUUUUGAGACUCUGGUCCCACCCUCAGGGCCAUCUCUCCCUUGGGGCUUUACCAGGAGAGAACUCUUCUGCUUCCUUUUGCCUGAGUGACCUUUGGGUACAAGGACAGAGACUGGACAUAGACCAGGCCCUGAGCAGAAGCCAGAACAUCUGGACUCACAGCUGCCCUCAGAGCCCUAGUAAUGAUACCCACACCUCCCACUAACCCCUUUGG